GUCGGCAGUUCAUGGGGCACAGUUGCUACAAAAUGUAUUGUUCGUGAAUUUAGCGAAUCAAUUAAAUUAAAGGUACUUUUUGGUAUUCGUUCACCAUGGACAUAGAUAAAUUGAUAAGCUGUAUCCUGUGUUUGAUGGUAUGCGGUGGUCCAACAUUGAUAGAUUCACAACCGCACUGGCUAAGAUCUCGGAUUAGAGGCCCAGUACUUUAUGGACGACCGGGCCUGUAUGGAAGAUAUCUUGAACCCGGCUUCUAUCCAGAUCUGGAUUUGUAUGGAUCUGCAAUUGUAAGAGAUCCCCUGCUCACAGAUCGUCAUGUGGUACCAGUACAUCCGGUAUCAGCUAUAGCUGGUAGACCAAAUUUUGUGAGCGACAGAUCUAGCGCUGAAAGUAGAACAAUAAAUAUAGUGAAUAACAACAAUAAUAUAAAGGAUCAAAGCAACAGUGGAAAUGUGCAGGUAAACCAAGUAUCAUCAGAUUCCAGCAGAAGCAGGUCUGGAAGUGGACGAUGCGCAGUGGUUUGUGAUGGACCUUAUGAAUGUCCGUCGCCCUAUCAGAGUUGUGUUUAUGAUCCUUCUUGCGGGUCCAGGGUCUGUCACAUUGGAAUUAUGAUAUAACUGAUUGAUUUAAAUCCUUCUUUUGCGGACGGAUAUUGACUGUGCAACAUGACUGGAUAUAUAAAACAGUCUAGAGAUAACAUUUGAAAAAUAAAGAUGUUGAAGUCUAAUACUCAGAGAAUAUUGGGUGCCGUGACGCUCGAAUUCUGAUGAACGGUUAUUAUACCAAUGAAAAGAUUACAUGUAAAUUAUCAACAUUGUAGUAAUUUGAUUCCUUCUGACGAAGAAAUAUUAGAUUUUCAGUCACAUGAAUUAUCAUAUAACUAUAUUGUUUCUUUUUCAAUGUAAAGUAUUAUUUCAACAAUGAUUCUAAGGUCUUAAAGGCAUUGUACCAACGAAUGUGUCCGACAAAUUAUGACUUUAGCACCCACAGCCAACAACCUUUUUACUGAAAAGAAGAAGUAUAUACAUGUUCUUAAAGGGUUGGGGGUUGGGGAGCAGUGUAAGAUUCUUUCGUUGGUUGUAGAUAUAGAUGGCUCGAGAGCUGCAUAUUCUCAUCUGCACCUACAGCCAGUGACAGAAUAUUUUUCUUGCAUACCAUAUUUUAGAAAUAACAGUAACGAAUAACUGUCUUCUGACAGCAGCGUAUUUAAUUAAACAAAGUGCGGGAAAUCAACAUCCGGAAACAGGAAAGCGUCUUGACGUUUCAAUGGCAUAUAAUGUAUAGUUCCGGUUUUGUCACUUGCAGCAUAAUGUUAUCUACAAAAUAAAGUAUGAUUUUUUAAUCGAGAAAUAUUCUACAAGAAACAAAGAGGACAUAUCAAGAUAUUUGACUUUUACUCCAUUUUAUGAAAUAAAAUAUACAUUACUGCAUAGAUCUCCUA
This is a messenger RNA of Mercenaria mercenaria, 1441 nucleotides long. RefSeq lists its product as uncharacterized. NCBI's taxonomy places the organism in Eukaryota, Metazoa, Mollusca, Bivalvia, Venerida, Veneridae. Bases 96 to 617 code for a protein of 173 amino acids. The record is from RefSeq and is a predicted model, not a curated record. The transcript has 4 exons.